AUGGUACAGGUAUGGAUAUAUCCGCAACCGGGUGCAAUCGUCGACAACACAACUAACCACUCCCUAGACUCGGCUGAUGGGUCUCGCCCACCAGACCCUCAAGCCGGUUCUCCUACCAAUUUCACCUUUGUGCAUCAGGCUGAGGACUUGGUUUCGGUGUCUCACAGAAGGAUCAGCAACAGAGAGCAACGGCAUGCUAUCCGCUCCCAUGUCAUGCAACGCGUUCGCCAGGUGGAGUUGGCUCAAGGGAAAAAGAGGUCAAUUGGGCGCCACCGUCCCAAUGACAGCAGCAAGUCCAACGCCCGAAGCGAAUCUACUCACUCUGAACCAUCCUUGAGCAACGAAUCAAUCGACCGCAGCGCCAGUAGUCCAAUGAUCGGUCCUGGGACUGAUAUAAUUCGGCAUACGCAGUCUCCCCUUCCGUCCCCACGCCUCAAUAUUACCCCAGCUGCGCAAUCCUUUGAUCCAUUUGAUACCUUACCGACAAACAGUUUGCCUCGCCAGACUUCAGAAAGUUUACUACAGUAUUGCUUUGAUGUGAUGCUCCCCCUGUCGUUCUGUGUUGAGACGAGGCAAGCUCAUGCUAGACUUGCCCGGCAACAAAUGGUUAUGCAUAGCAAGAUGUCGAACCCUGCCACAUUCCUUGGCUUCAUGGCCACGACUGCAGCUCACCGGGCUGUCUUCUAUGGCAGACAUGAAGACCUUGCACCUGCCAAUGCCAAUGCCAAUGCGAACCACGAUGACCGCAUCCUCGACCCAGACUACAUCAGAGUGAAAAAUGAAGCAAUGGUGGCCGUUCGUCGGACGUUCGAACAGCGUGCGGAUGUAGAUUACCAGAUGGUCGAGGCCUGCUUUGGGCUGAUAUCGGCCGCUACAGUCGUGGGCAAUUUUGCAGAGGCUCGAAUACAUCUAAACAUUCUCGAGCGUUUAACUUCACGGAUGAACUUGCCUGAGGAGACGAUGAUGUGGUUACCACUGUCCAAUGUCAAAGUCUCGGUUGGACUACUUGUGCGCCCUGUCCUUCCGCUACUGAUCACGCGCGAACCUUUACCUGAAGAGAUUCUAUCCCGUGCUGAUCAGCAUCUUCCCGCUGAGAUGACUCGCAUGGGACAGAACUUCAGGGAGCUGCAAAAUAUUAGCCGGCCCUUGAAACUACUCUUCAUUGUCUCCAGUGACAUAUGCCGUCUUUGCGAAAUGCAGACCACACCUCGUGGACGUCCGUCACCUGCAGAAACCCUGAGCUUGCGGCGGAAAGCGACUGAGGUAGAAUAUGAUCUGCUGGCAUAUCCCUAUGAAACAGAGAUUUUCUCCCGCAACAGCGACAACGAGCCAGACAUACCAGCGUUAGAAGGUGUCGUCCGCCUCGCAGGCCUGGGAAUGCUGUCCGUUGCUCCUCACACAAUCCUCGCGGCCAGCGGGAUCGGGAGGGCUCUGACUCACCAUCAGAAAAAGGUGUUUGAAAAAUGGAUGCGCGAAAAACGGUCUGAGGACGCGGACGAGGCGAUAGUCAUCUGUUGGGCUCUCUUCGUCUUUGUCCAAAACGCCCUGAAGCAGCCGGAACAGAUGUUCUUCACAGACUCGUUGGCGCAGGUCGCCCAGGAGCUGGGACUCUCGACCUGGGAGGAGGUCGAGCAGGUCAUGUUCGGACUGCUGUACAUGCCGUGGCUGCAGUCUUCGAUCUGGCAAGGCAUCUGGGCGGAUGCUUGUAGGGUCAACGACUCGACUCGUCUACAUCAACACGGGAUUCAAUAA
This is a messenger RNA of Fonsecaea pedrosoi CBS 271.37, 1752 nucleotides long. RefSeq lists its product as uncharacterized. Lineage: Eukaryota; Fungi; Ascomycota; Eurotiomycetes; Chaetothyriales; Herpotrichiellaceae. The coding region runs from base 1 to 1752 and encodes 583 amino acids. The transcript is spliced from 2 exons. The record is from RefSeq and is a predicted model, not a curated record.